AUGUCUACUCUUCCCUUCGAGCUGGAGCAAGAUAUUUUUGAAAUCGCUGCCACCAGUGACCGUUGGUCAGCCUUGAGUCUGGCUUUGGUCGCUCGACGAGUACGGUUCUGGGUAGAACCUACCAUUUACAAGUGCGUCGCACUCAAAUAUGACAAUAGCGAAUCAGCAAGAGUUUUGGAGGGAUUUAUUUCUGCCCUCAAAACCAAGCCCGCCACAUUUUUUGCUAGAUAUGUCAAGACACUUCUCCUCUCUGACAUUCCGACGUGUCACGUUAUGGAGAUCCUCGCAGUCUGCACUGGCCUAACAGAUCUUAGAGUCUGGCCACAUACUCCGUCACCCAUCGCCCACUUCGUCGUCACCACCUCCAUCCGCCCCACUCAUCUGUCUUUUUCUGCCGAGCACGUUGCUGCACACCGCCGCGCUCCCGACUUUGCGCUCCCAUUUUACCAAGAGGUCACGCAUCUGGAGCUGCAUGAUACCUGGGGGCAGUUAAUGACCUGGGCACCAAACUUUGCAAUGCUCCCGCAGCUGACACACCUCGCUCUCGUGUUCGGUUUCCCAUUCUCGUGCGGCUCUAUAGUUAACUAUGUCCUAAAUGCCAUAUUGGCAAAUUGCAGCAAGCUGAAGGUCUGCGUACUUCGUUGCAUGCUCAGCGAGGAUGAACUUCGGUUUGGGCAAGGUGCAGCGAUUGCCCAGUCCAUCACAGAUCCCCGUGUUGUGGUCGUGCCAUGGCGCCGCUCACAGACGAGGUGGGCGGGUGGUUUGUGGAAUGAGAACGCAGAUUUGUGGAACCGAGCUGAGGUCAUCAUGAACACACGAUGA
Molecule: messenger RNA, 822 nt
Organism: Suillus paluster
Lineage: Eukaryota; Fungi; Basidiomycota; Agaricomycetes; Boletales; Suillaceae
Exons: 2
Coding region: 1-822 (273 amino acids)
Source: RefSeq, a predicted model, not a curated record